Rubroshorea leprosula is the source of this 569-nucleotide messenger RNA. Lineage: Eukaryota; Viridiplantae; Streptophyta; Magnoliopsida; Malvales; Dipterocarpaceae. The record is from the annotation of a GenBank genome assembly.
AGGUGAUUAAAAAACCAACCCUAAGCUCCUUGUUUCUCCGUUCCAAAGAUCAUUAUGAGGAUGAUGGUUAAGCCUUUAUUCUUUAGAAACGUCCUACCUUUAAGAUGCUUUUCAUCAUCAGCACCAAACAUGCUCAAAAUUGGAGACAUUUUAAGGCAAACAAGGAUAUUCUCAAACGAAGAUGUCUUUCAAUAUUCUAAAGUGACUUGUGAUUUGAAUCCUCUGUACUUUGACAAGGAAUCUGCUUGAAAUGCUAGAUUCGAUGAUCGACUUGUUCAUGGCUUGCUUGUCGCUGCUUUAUUUCCUUGUAUUAUUUCUUCCCACUUUGAGCUGUAUAUGUUUCCCAGAGCUUGAACUUCAAGUCGCCAGUUUACAUUGGAGAAGAAAUUCUUAGGGAGGUCCAAGCUGUUAAUCCAAGGGAAAACAAAAGGAUAAACGUGUGAGAUACAAACUGCUUUCUCAUUUUGUUGUAUGUGAAAAACUUAUUAUGACCUUUACUAUAAGUUUUCGAUUCCAAGGUUUAGGGCAAAAUUCUCAACAAAGUGUUUCAAUAAUGGUGAGAUUCUUGU